CUCAGUCACACAUGACUUCUUAGAAAGAAGAUAAGGAAGUUUUGAUCACAAUAUGAACUCCCUGCUUGAUCGUUACACACUGCAUCUAAACUGGGGUUAUUUCACAAGGGAACACUUUGGAUGCGGGAAAUAAAUAUUUGCGUGUCUUAAAGUGAUAAAAGCUGGUUUCUGAGGAAGUUUUGGACUCGUGCACGACCUGUGUUUAUUUUUUUCAACCUCUGACAUAUGCCUGACACUGAUGGACGGAACACUGCUAAUCCGCUCUUUGGGAAGUUGUGUGUGACUCAUUCAGUGUCCCUGGUCCUUUCCAGGUCCGUUGGUCCUCCCAGCGGGGCUCCCGGGACCGCAUCAUUAUCGGAAUCACCGUCAUAUGUAAAACAGGUUCUGCGUCUGGCGCGCACAGAUCGCUGGAGAAUGUAGAGCAACAGACACUACCUCUACCUCCGCGGGACAUUAAACAUGCGAAGUCAAGGUCUGGGGGUCUCAGUCGGCACCCAAAAACUCAAGCGGGGAACUCGCUCGACGUGUUUCGGCUCUUUCUCCGCGGAGCGCACACUCAUCCAGCAUCCGUGAUCAUGACUUCGGGUCUGUCUGACACUAAAGUCCUCUACAUCGUGAUGGAGGCGGUGAUCGCCGUGUCCUCGGUCGUCGGGAACGUGAUGGUGGUCUGGGCAGUGCUUAUUAACCGCUCUCUGAGAGAUACCACGUUUUGUUUCAUCGUCUCCCUGGCCUUGGCUGACAUUGCGGUCGGGGCUCUUGUCAUCCCCCUCGCCAUAACCAUCAGCAUCGGACUCCAGACUCACUUCUACAGCUGCUUGCUCUUCUCCUGCACAAUGCUCGUCCUCACGCAAAGUUCGAUCCUGGCGCUGCUGGCCAUCGCCAUCGACCGCUAUCUGAGAGUCAAAAUACCCAUGAGCUACAAGCGGGUUGUGACCCCUCGGCGAGCCGGCACGGCCGUGUUAUUGUGUUGGCUGGUGUCCAUAAUAGUGGGCCUCAUGCCUAUGUUUGGCUGGAAUAACCUGCAGCAUCUCCGUGACAAUGGCUCUCGGAUCACUGAUGACCUCUUGGUGACCUGCGAAUUUGAGACAGUCAUCAGCAUGGACUACAUGGUCUAUUUCAACUUCUUCGGCUGGGUACUGCCCCCUCUGCUCCUCAUGCUGGCCAUCUACGUUGAGAUUUUCUACAUGAUCCACAAGCAGCUUAACAAGAAGGUGACAGCGAGCCACACAGAUCCGAGACGUUACUUUGGCAAGGAGCUCAAGCUAGCCAAGUCUCUCGCCCUUGUUCUUUUCCUCUUCGCUGUCAGCUGGCUCCCUCUUCACAUCAUCAAUUGCAUCACCCUCUUCUGCCCUGCCUGCGACAAGCGAGCAUUCCUCAUGUAUAUCGCCAUCAUCCUUAGCCACGGCAACUCGGCUGUCAACCCCAUUGUUUACGCUUUCCGCAUCAAGAAAUUCCACACAGCGUUCCGCAGGAUCUGGAAACAGGCUUCACAGAAUGGAAAGGACUUUGGCUUUCUUUUCACACUCGAGGGAUUACUGGUCAAAAUGGCCUUAACGGCAUCGAGGGACGCCAGAGGGACGAACAGACGACGGAGCUCCAUCGUUGACUAAAUGAUUUCCUCCAUCCAACAUGCUUCAAGAGGACAGGGCGACAAAUCAGCAUGGAGACGAAACCAACAUCCUAAAUCAGGCUUUGAUUUAGAUAAGACUAUUUUUUUUUUGUUUCUCCACUGGCUGACAGAAAUAAUGAUGAUGUCGUAUGGGAUAAGGGGCUUCUCAUCAGUUUCAACACCAACCUGUUGAACUUGAAUAAGUAAGUGUAUAUCUGUCGCACAUAUGGUAAUGUAUCUUGUAUCGUGUUUUUUUAUCUGAACUAAAACUAAUGGCCUUUUCACAUGAAUAAUCUCAAAUAGUUAAGCAUCUUAUGUUCUUAAUUUACAUUUGCUUAUUUCUGUGGCCUGGUUGACAGAAAAUGAAGAAGGAACUGAGUAAAAAGCUAGCAUUGUGCUAAUAAUAGGAAUCUGGUAUACCAGUGAGCAAGCACAAAGUUUGCGCAACCAGCUUGGUGCUUCGAGAGGAACCAGGAUACAGGAUGUAUAUGCAGAUUGCAUGGAAGGAAAAAAAAGUUAAAUUGAAUCACUUGGCAUUAAAAACCAGGAUCUUUGGAGUGAUGAACCUCUCGUUUACCAACUGUGCUAAUGGCAAAAUUACGCAGUAACUCAUCAGACUCAUGGCCUUUACACACAUGGCUGGUGGUGCAUUAGCACACGUGAAGGUUUUUUGAAAUUUCUGAGACCAUCUGAAUGACAGAAUGACUAAUACUAGCUAAUAGUUGCAGCUGAAAAUAGCAGCCCAUGGUUAAAGAAAAUGUACUACUAAAUGUGUAACUCUUUAGCUGCAUCAGUGUUGUUCAAUAGAAGGCUGUGAAUCUAAAGAAUGUUCUCCUCCAUCCAAUGACCUUCAUUUGAUCCUGGUAAUAAUCAUGUUAAUCCUAAAACGUACCUCUACUUUACAUGUAUCUGCAGGCCCUUUCUAAUACGCACAGGUGUUUUAACGGUCAGUUUUUCAAACUCUUUCUCCUAAUUCAUUGUGAUGAAGUACGGUUACUAGUGUAGCAUCAUCACAUCCUCUCUGUUAAUUUUGUUACAGGCCUGGCUUAAACUGACAAGUGUUAACCUUUGAAAUGACACUGAUAAUAUGUACUGUAUGUAUCUGAUGUAUGUAUAAAUAUUAAUGGGAGAUUGUAUAAGACUGUAUAAAAUUCAUCUCACUGAACAAACAGCUGUGUAUCUCUGAUGUAUGCUCUUACAGUUGUUGAAGCGAGCAGAUUGGGAAAUCCACCCUCCGAGCAACUCAUUAGAUUUUUUUUGUGUGUGACGACAAAUAGUAAAUAAACUAGAAACCAUCUUGCGAUGGGAUCACACCAGCCACGAUGCCUGUUAACAUGUUGACGUUGUGACCCAUGAGUACUCAGUAGUCAUCACUGCAUUAUUACAUGAGUAGUCAGUACAUGUGGGUCAGGCCACGCCCAUCAUUGAACUCUGCCUUCAUUUUGAUCUCAACUACAAACCAGUAAAGUUUUGUGACUUUAUCUUGCACGGUCGUGACGCUAUCAUGGUGACACACUCUGUCCACAGAAAGACAGACAGACAGACAUAUAAAUGCCUGCCAAAGUACUCAAAACUUCCUCUAUGGUAGUUCCUGCUGCCUUCAGGACCUCCAGGUUUCUCCGGGACCACCUUUUGCCAUGAAACACAGAGAAUCGUAGGGUGAAAACAAUAGCAGAAACGCCGUUGCGGCUGGUAAAUAAUGUCAGAGCAUAUGGAGAUCCCUGAUUUAAUUCAUAAUGCUGUAUGUGCAUUAGCAGGUGGAAGCAUCAAAAUCCACUCUCUGCUUUAUGACAGAAAUAGCAUCUCACACUGGGUUGCAACAUAUACAGAAUACACACACACUUACACCCAUUGUAUGUCUUCACAAGACAAGUGUACUCGUUGUAUUUCCAAUGCUGCUCUUGUAACAUUGUUUCCAUGUGAUUCUCUUCUUAUUUUGUGCCCAUGUGAAACCUUUUUAAAGCCACUAUGUGUAGAGUUAGCAUACUGCAAAUGCUAUGUUGGCAAAUCUCCGGGUUAUUACAUGCAGUCUAAAGGCCUGGUCACACCACGAUUGAAAAAGGCAAAAUUUCACAGCAAAAUCACUUCAUUUCAAUGGAAUCUCUGCAAUCAGAUGAUCAGAAGCUCAAGGAGGUGUAAUUAAUUUACUCUAAUUAAUUACUCUCAUGUCACGUUCACCUUUGGUGAAUUUUAAUGUGUGAAUUUGCACCUUUGACCAAUAGCAAGCUAACCUGACAAUGCUGACCUUUGAGGGGACAGAGAACUAGAGAGUCCAAAAUACAGGAAGCUAUCAUAGCCUAUUAGCUGUGUUGUGCCAUUCACUUUUAUUCAAAAUCCUCUGUCAUAACAAAACCUGUUGUGCAAAAGAGCAAUGGUUUACUUCCAGUCAUGAGACAGGAGUUCAUGGCACAAAUACGUCUUUCCAAUUAACUAUGAAGAUACUGUUGCGUUAGUGACCGAGCCAAGCUAAAAAGCUAAUGAAGUUGAAUGAAUUAAGUAACUGACUGUUACAAAGCUCGUUAGCUCGGAGAGCUUCAAUUUCCUGGCUGAAUAAGUUUUCAGUGAAGGAAAUGGUGUGCAAUGGUGAACAAAAUGCCAGGGAAAGUAAACGCAACAGUAGAGAGAAAAACAGAGAGAAGCUCUCUGAGCUGCUGUGACUAGCUAGAGGCUAAUCUAGAGGCUGACUGGGGUGAUAGCAGGUUAGCUCGCCAGCUACAGCAGUUCACCAAUUAGCCCUGCCCCAUCUAUUUCGUAUGGACAACAGGAUGUCUUUUUGUGGUGUGACUGCCGCUUAACACUGUUUUUUUUUUUUUUUUAUCAACACCGGGGGCAACAGAGUAGGAUAUUUUUCAUUUUUUUAUUUUUUAAAUACACAUAGUGGCUUUAAGUUUUGAUGUGUUCACUUUUACUGAACCCAUGUGAUAUAUGAAACAUGAUUUGUGCAAUAUUCUCAGAUGUACAUAGACAAUAUCAGAAAAAUUCUAUGGCUUAGAUAUUGUACAUGUAGACAUGUUAAUGAGAAUCAAGUGCUGGAGGCCUCACAGCAGUAUGUGCUAAUAUAUUGAGCUUUGUCAAUCUGUAAUUAUGAGUGAAUAAAUAGGUCAGUAGUUGGAGUCAAAACACAGAAAGUAGACUUUUUAUUUAAUUUAUUACAUUGAUUCAGUGAAGUUUGUGUUAUCUGCUGUGCUGCUGGAAAAUACAUUUACAUAACACAUGAUAAAAGAAAUAAAGUUGUUUUUAUCAUGGACGCUAACUACAAAAAAUGUAAUGACUGCCAAGUAGUUUUGUUAUUCUUAACAAGUCAAUGUCAUUAGUUACUUUUCAAAUACCACAGUAUCUCUCUCUCUCUGCCUCUCCCUCUUUUUGUCAAAUACACACGCUCAUACAGACAAGUCACGUCAAGUUUAUUAUGUAGCCUAAAAUCACAUUUGAUAAUAAA
This is a messenger RNA of Xiphias gladius (swordfish), 5048 nucleotides long. Its product is annotated as adenosine receptor A1-like. Gene Ontology annotation, molecular function: G protein-coupled adenosine receptor activity. The record is from RefSeq and is a predicted model, not a curated record. Lineage: Eukaryota; Metazoa; Chordata; Actinopteri; Istiophoriformes; Xiphiidae. Bases 576 to 1610 code for a protein of 344 amino acids. Gene Ontology annotation, cellular component: dendrite; synapse; membrane. The transcript is spliced from 4 exons. Gene Ontology annotation, biological process: G protein-coupled adenosine receptor signaling pathway.